AUGGAAAACGAGACAGCAGCCAAAACGAUAGUCACCCGGGCAAACCAGAAACCUCGGAUGACCAAGGAGGUGCGAGCGAAGCUGAGAGAACGAAAUGCUGAGUUUAAAUCUGGUGAUGCUGUGGCUCUCAGGUCUACAAGGGCUAACCUGAACCGGGUCAUCGCCAAGCGAGCCCAUAGCCGGAAAAUCCAAGGUCUCUUCCAAGACUCCAACGACACGAGGAAACUGUGGCAGGGCAUCCAGUCUGUCACAGACUACAAACCCCCCCCCUCAUCCUGA
Menidia menidia (Atlantic silverside) is the source of this 279-nucleotide messenger RNA. NCBI's taxonomy places the organism in Eukaryota, Metazoa, Chordata, Actinopteri, Atheriniformes, Atherinopsidae. The record is from the annotation of a GenBank genome assembly.